AUGCCGUUUCGCACAUGGUUUACACAAAAAAAAACUGACGUUGACAAACCAAAAAAAAGCAAAACACGUCGAGAUGAAGAAGUCACAACUGAACGUGAGGAUUUAGGUUAUGGUGAUGAAAACAAAGGUGAUGACGAAAAUAUUAUAAUCGUCUAUUUAUCAAGUGAUUCACCCGAUAGUAAAGUUAUUGAAAUUCUCAAUUCUAUCAAUAAUAAUGAACUUCAGUCCGUUCUUUUGAAUAUGCCCAAGUCGGCCGAAGCUAAAGAAAUGAUGGUUUCAAAAUGUCGUGCAUAUUAUCGAGGCAAUAUCAAGGAAAUGGCCAAUAUUAGUGAAUUUGAUCUGACAUACAAAUCAACGGAAGCUAUUGAAUGGUAUACUAAGGAAACUUUUCUCUACAGAUUCAUCAACAAGGCACUCCGUACUGAAGAUGUCGAUGUACUAUAUCACUUUCGUUUCUAUAUUAUUGAUUUAUGCAAGCAACUUGAAAUAAAAUACAUCGAAAUGAAAAGUACAAUGAAGGAAGUACUAAAAUUAUAUCGUGGAUUGAACAUUAGUCCUGAUGAAGUACAAAACUUCAAACGAAACAUGGGUAAUUUGAUUUCGACCAACGGAUAUUUAUCGACAAGUCGAGAUCGUUCGGUUGCAUACGGUUUUGCUACAAAGCCCAACAACCGAGUAGGAGUUGUGCGUUGUCUUUUUGAAUAUCAGGUGGAUUUGGAACUUGUCAAAAAUAUUGUUGUUGCUGAUAUUUCUCAAUAUUCGGCAUUUCCAGAAGAAGCCGAAGUACUUGUUGAUAUUGGUGCAUCAUUUCGAAUUGAGUUAUGUGAUUACGAUCCGACUGAUGAUCUAUGGCAUGUCAUGGUAGCGGCAACUGAUCAGGGUGCUGCAUUAGCUGCCGAAUAUAUGGAAUAUCAGAAGAAGAAAAUGAUUGAUGCAAAUGUUAUUCUUAUGUUUGGUAGUUUACUUCUUGAAAUGGGAGAAUAUGACAAAGCAGGCAAAUAUUUUGAUAAUAUUCUAAAUUCAUCGGCUCCAAAUGAUGAAGAAAUUGCGUGUCUCUAUUUUAAUUUCGGUCGUACCCAUCGACUCAAAGAAAAUUUUGAACGAUCAAUAACUUGUUAUACAAAGUCAUACGACCUACAUUUUUACACUAAACCUAAACGACUGGCCAGCGCAGGGAAGGCACUUAAUGGUUUGGGAAUUGUUUAUUGUGAAAUAGGUGAUCAAGAUAAGGCAAUGGAAUGUUUUGAAAGAGCUAUGAAACUAUUUAACAAGAGUAUUCGACGAAAACAUGUCGAUAUAGGUGGAACACUCAUCAAUAUGAGUACGAUUCAAUAUGAAAGAAGACAGUACGACAUCGCUUUGGCGAAUGCUCGUGAGGCACAAAAAAUCUUCGAAAAAGCACUUCCACCUGCUCAUCCGAAUAACGCUUUGACUUUGGCUACUCUGGCCAAUAUUUACUUGGCUCUUGGUGAAUAUGAUCUUGCUCAAAAAAAUUAUGAACGUGCUUUAGAACUCGAAAUGAUAGCAUUACCUAGCGAUCAUCCAGAUAUUGCUCGAACAUUACACAACAUUGGAUUAAAUCAUGCACAUCAAUACUAUAUGAAUGAAGCACGUGAUUAUUUCGAAAAGGCAAUGGAUACAGUUGCUCAAUCAUUAUCCAAAGAACAUCCGAUCAUACGAACAGUUGAUACUAAUCGAAAUCAUGUACUUCAUGGCGCGCAUAAGCGUCUCAUGUUUCGAUUUUAA
Molecule: messenger RNA, 1746 nt
Organism: Adineta steineri
Lineage: Eukaryota; Metazoa; Rotifera; Eurotatoria; Adinetida; Adinetidae
Source: the annotation of a GenBank genome assembly